Molecule: messenger RNA, 4958 nt
Organism: Oncorhynchus keta (chum salmon)
Lineage: Eukaryota; Metazoa; Chordata; Actinopteri; Salmoniformes; Salmonidae
Gene: sypl2a
Product: synaptophysin-like 2a
Exons: 8
Coding region: 2093-2854 (253 amino acids)
Cellular component (GO): synaptic vesicle; synaptic vesicle membrane
Source: RefSeq, a predicted model, not a curated record
AUUAUCUUCCCCUCUUUCCAAUUUGCAAAUGAUGGUGGAAUAUUGACUGGACUAGGAUUCCCUUCACAAUGUUAAAAUUACAACUAUUUAACACGUUUCUUACCGACCGAUUAUCAGCGGCCGCUGUGGAAAUAUCUGGGGCAUUUAAAAAACCUUAGCAGAGUACCAGGAAGAACUAUCCCGUUCAAAGGAGGAGAUUGAACGUCUACAAAGGAUGCUAGAUUUGGUUUUGGAACCCGAGAUAAAGUUACAUGGAACAGAAGUGGUUUCUCAGCAAGAGGGGAGCCCCAGUUUGGGCCAAGACCCAGAUCCCACACAGAUUAAAAAUGAACAGGACCCUGAGCCAACAAUGAUUAAAGAGGAAGAAGACCUCAGGACCAGUCCGAAAGAUCACACACAGAUUAAAGAGGAGGAGGAGUUCUGGGUCAGUCAGGGCGGAGACCAACUUCAAGGGCUGGAGUCUGAUAUAAAAGAGUUCAUAUUCAACCCUCCCUAUAUUAAAAGUGACUGUGAUGAGGACCCAUCUCAACCCUCACACAUUUACCAAAGUCAAAAUGUAAAGAACAGACUCUAUACCUACCAACACAACUGAGCAGAUGGAAACAGAAGAGAACUACAGUGUCUCUCAGCCCUUCUCUGCAGUAAAUUGUGCUCUGCUGAUGAGACUAGAACAAGAGAAAAUGCUUGGGUUGAGAAGGGAGAAACAUCGUCAGGGUUAAAGCGGAGUUGUGGAGGCAAAAAAUAUUGUUGCCAUAUCUGUGGCAAAUGCUUCGCACACAAUACUAAUCUGAGAAUCCAUAUGACUAUUCACACAGGGGGAAAAGCCAUAUAAGUGCAAAGACUGUGACAAAUGCUACAGUGCAAAGGCAGACCUUGUAAGGCAUAUGAGGAAUUGUCAUUAUUGGCCAGGGCAUGUUCUAGGAGGACAUUUUAAUCAGGAAACCCAUCAUACUGUGACAAACAAAGAUGCUUUAUUAAUGUGUGAUGACAAGGAGUUGCUGGGAAGAUGCAGACUGGCCACCCCACAUAUGCUCUCUAAUUCUCUCUUUCUUUCUCUCUCUCGGAGGACAUGAGCCCUCGGACCAUGCCCCAGGACCACCUGACAUGAUGACUCCUUGCUGUCCCCAGUCCACCUGGCCGUGCUGCUACUCCAGUUUCAACUGUUCUGCCAUAUUAUUAUACGACCAUGCUGGUCAUUUAUGAACAUUUUAACAUCUUGGCCAUGUUCUGUUAUAAUCUCCACCCGGCACAGCCAGAAGAGGACUGGCCACCCCACAUAGCCUGGUUCCUCUCUAGGUUUCUUCCUAGGUUUUGGCCUUUCUAGGGAGUUUUUCCUAGCCACCGUGCUUCUACACCUGCAUUGGUUGCAGUUUGGGAUUUUAGGCUGGGUUUCUGUACAGCACUUUGAGAUAUCAGCUGAUGUACAAAGGGCUAUAUAAAUACAUUUGAUUUGAUCAGGCAAGAAUGAAGUUUCUAUUGGAGUUAGUCAGAGACUCUCACGUCGUCAAAACAUCAAUGUCAAGACAUUUCUCCUGAAGUUAAAUUACUAAUAACCCUGGGUUACUUGGCCACAGGCAAGAUGCUACUGUGCAGUAGUGACGAUUUGGGACUGUCAAGCUGUUCUAUAGCUCAUGUCAGAAUGGUGGUAACACAAACUAUCAAUGCCCUCUCAGAUCCUCAACUAGUAGGCCAGUUCGUUGCCUUCCCGCAAGAUGCCAGCCAGCUCCAACACAACCAAGCUAGGUUUAAGGCAAUAGCUGGCUUCCCCAGUGUUGCUGGAGUCAUUGGCACAACUUUUAGCAGCUCAGUAUUAAGUACGACAUACAACAAGGAGUUCAAGAAUUUCCCUGGAGACCCAAUUAUUUUAAUCGACACCCACAUGGUGUUCGAUGCACACUGCAAGGUUAUCUAUGUUGUGCCGAAGUGUGUGGAUCAGGAGAUACUGAGUGAGGGUGGCCUCAAACAGAUUGAUGGGCUUCUUGCGCUUGCUCAUAUCACUUGCUGGGGGACAGUGCUGCUCACAUCUUACCUCCAUCCACUGCCUGGCCCACAGUUGAACUACAACAGGGCACUUAAGAAAACGUGAGAUGUAAUGAGGGGCAUCAGCCAAAUGAAGAGGAGAUUUCCCAUCCUGCAAGCAGACAUCCAGUUGAAGCCGGAGAGGAAACUGCUUUCGGGAUUCAGACUUGACCUGGGACCGUUGAAAGAACCUCUGGGAUUUAUUCGGGUUCUAGAAUGGGUGUUCACCAUCUUUGCCUUUGCCACCACGGGGGGUUAUUCUGGGGUGACCCAAAUCCUUGUGAAAUGUGCGGGGGAGGAGCCCAAGCCCGUAAGGGCAGGGUUCAGCUACCCCUUCAGGUUGUCUAGCUACGGCCCUUACAUGGUACCCGUGUGUAACAGCAGCGCUGCGAAUGCGACCUACCUCCAGGGCGACUACUCCUCCUCAGCCGAGUUCUAUGUCAGUGUCGGUGUCUUGGGCUUCCUGUACUGCACCGCCACCCUGGUGCUCUACCUGGGCUACCAGCAUGUGUACCGCGAGGGCCGCGGACCCACCUUUGACCUGUUGGUGACUGCUGCCUUUGCCUUCCUGUGGCUGGUGUCCUCCUCUGCCUGGGGUAAGGGCCUGACUGAUGUGAAGUGGGCCACCAACCCAGGACACCUGGUUGAGGCCUGCCAGCCCCAGUGCUUACCUGGAGAGUACCCGUCCAUGGGAAAACUCAAUGCCUCUGUGAUUUCCGGGUUUCUGAACGUCAUCCUGUGGGCAGGUAACUGUUGGUUCAUCUUUAAGGAGACUCCAUUCCACAAAGACUCCAACCCAGCAACCACCAUGGAGGGUGGAGUCCCCAGCUCUUAAUUGGCACACAGAAGCUCCACCUCUACAGUUCAAACCAAUUACCAAGGUGCUUGGGACUGACAGUGUAACCCUAUUAGGAAAGAAACUAAAAUGUAGAGCAAAAUUGAGUUUUUUAACCACAAACAGCACAGGCCCCUUUUCAAUGACGAAUGUUCGGCUCAAGCUGAGGGAUAGUAGUUAGUUGCCCAUCUCUAACAUUCAACACACUGAACCCAGGUUGUUGUUUAUCUACUUUUCAUAGAAUUGGUCAGUUAAUAUGAUUGAUUUGCUAGCUGCACUCAACACUACCCCAAUUUACAGAGUGAUCACAACUAUUUUUUAAACUUUUUUAAAUGGAAUUUCCUUUCCAAACUAAGUGCCUUUACUGUACAUAAAAUGUGUUCAGUUACUGUGAACAUGGCUUGAGUUGAACACUGAUGGGGAUCUGGGUAUUUGUGAUAUCCAACAUGUUUGAUUUGGUCGGUUCCUCUAGAACAGGUGCUUUAGAUAACAUAGGCCUACCACAAAACAGGGCUUGCAGACAACCUACUGUAGCUGAACUGUUCCCUAUAUUUGAUUCAUAUGAGGAAGUUCAGUAAUGCUGGGUUGACAUACAGUAAUUGCCUGUCUGGAGGUCUCCUCCUUUCCCAUGAAUUUGUUAAAGGAGAUGUCAAAGGUCAUGUUGAAAGCCCCUGUUCUAGGUUGCCUUUCAGGUCUAAAUUUGGCCCUUUAAAAUAAGAAACAAUUUAACUACUGGCCUUUAAGUAACUCCCUAAUAUUCCACUACUACUGCGUGUUUUGAAACGGACCUCAUAGAUACAUUGAUGUUGCGUUUCUGUGUCUGAAAGCGUAUUGCUUUGGUGCACUUAACUCGUUAGAGCUGUUUUAGCUACUUGAUUGCAGUCGUUACUGAUGUACAAUGCGUUCCUCUCUUUGACGUGUGUUAUGGCUUUUUUGUCAUUAUUUUGAUAACCGUAUGAAAAGUGCCUUGGUAAUUUACACCAAAUAUCAGUAUCUGGUUAAGAGAGUACUUACUCUCAAAGAGUAACCAAGUUAUUUUGGCUACAGUCAAGUUGAUGUAACACGUUUUUAGUAACGGCUGUCUGUUUUAGUUAUUCAAACGGUCAGUGCCUAUAGUCCUCGACAGCGCUGGUUGGUGUAUGUUUGCUCAACAACCUGCAGAUAAGUGGUAUUUUUGUGGAUAUCUUGGAAAAUUUAGCCAAACUUUUUUUUUAAAUUUGUGUAUUGUGGAGGUGACCAUUCAAACAACUACAACACUAAGUUCCCUAAUGUAUUUGACUCUUCUCAAAAAUGUUGUUUGAAUGGGAUAAGGCAACUUUAGAAAAGUCAUUAUUUAUACUUUUAUUUUAUUUUUUACCUACAUUCAUUGGUCAAUAAAAAUUUAAAAUUAAAGCUAAUUUAUGGCUUCUGUGUGUUAAGAAAAAUAUAUUUUAUGCAGCUUCUCUACCAGAGUCAUUUUUAUACAAACACAGGUCCCAGAUUUGUUGCUUUUUAUUUGGCACCACUGGACAAGCUAGACUUAAUCAUGACGCCGCCAAGUAACAAGUGGCAACAUGUAGGUGCCAAAAUGUGGUGAAUCCUGCUGUAUUUUUUGAAUAAUGCUUUUUUCCCCCUCACUUAUUUACAUUGGUCCUACAUUUAAUUUCGGCAAUGAUUGCGUUUGAUGGUUAUGUGGGGAUGACGUGCAAAGUCUGUCCAGCUCUAUGGGAAGUGAAUGGAACUUGAGUUUUUUUUGUUGCUUUGCACUAACAUUUGUAAUUAAUGUCAUUGACUUAUGAGUUGUGAUUUGAGGGAAAUGCAGACAUUGUGCAAUCCACAUAGUGCCGUUCAUACCGCCUUGGCCUCUGUAGUUAUUUACAAAGGGAAGGUUUGAGUCAAUAUCAGUCAUCAAAAGACACUGAUCUAGAUAAUUUGUGCCAUUUUAAUAGAAAUAACCUAGCUUUUUAGGGUAGAAGUCAGACUUGUGGGUCUUCUAUAUUCUCUAAUGGGAUUUCUGAAAUUUGACUCUGUAUUUAUUUUGUAUUUUGUUCCAUGUUUGUACAAAAUAAACGUCUGUACAUCCUCUGUAUUGACAACACAUUAAAGGAUAAGAGAGCUGCAACAA